AAACACACCUCUAAACUAUAUCUAUUCAUAUAUAUUCUUCUCAUAUUCAUCUCCCAUCAUUCGUUCCAAGAUCAAAAACAAAAAAAAAAGUUGUGCCAAGAAACGUAUAUACAUAUAUAUAUAGGAGUGGGAUCAAGAUGUCGAACAGGGUGCAUGUGGGGAGCAUGGAGAUGGAGGAAGGGUCGGGGAAGAUGAAGGUUCUAGAAGUAGGGGAGAAGAUGAAGAAGGUUCCGAAGAGGCUGUGGGCAGUGGGAAGAGAGGAUCCGAGAAGGGCGAUACACGCUCUCAAAGUCGGCGUUUCAUUAACGCUCGUCUCUCUUUCGUAUCUAAUGGAGCCUCUUUUCAAAGGCAUCGGCUCCAAUUCCAUGUGGGCUGUCAUGACCGUCGUCGUCGUCCUCGAGUUCUCUGCCGGCGCGACACUUUGCAAAGGGCUUAACAGAGGAUUAGGGACACUAAUUGCGGGAUCUCUUGCCUUUUUCAUUGAGUUCGUCGCUAAUGACUCCGGAAAGGUCUUCCGAGCCCUCUUUAUCGGAACUGCUGUCUUUCUCAUUGGGUCGUUGGCGACGUACAUGAGGUUCAUACCAUACAUAAAGAAGAACUACGAGUACGGGGUGGUGAUAUUCCUGUUGACAUUCAAUCUGAUAACGGUGUCGAGUUACAGAGUGGACAGCGUCAUAAAAAUAGCACACGAAAGGUUCGUAACGAUAGCCAUAGGAUGCGGGAUUUGCCUCUUCAUGAGCCUUCUCGUCUUCCCCAUCUGGUCCGGCGAGGAUCUCCACAAGUCCACCCUCUCCAAACUCUCAGGCCUUUCCCAAUCCAUCGAAGCAUGCGUGAACGAGUACUUUGAGGACAAGGAUCCAGAGGACAAAGACAAGGAACCUUCAUCAUCAUCCGAGGACAGAAUCUAUCAAGGUUACAAGGCUGUUCUCGACUCCAAAUCCACCGACGAAACUCUCGCAUUGUAUGCAAGCUGGGAGCCAAGACACACGAGACAGUGCUAUAGAUUCCCAUGGCAGCAAUACGUCCAAGUCGGAGCUGUUCUUCGUCAGUUUGGUUACACUGUCGUCGCCCUUCAUGGGUGCUUACAGACCGAGAUUCAGACUCCGAGAUCGGUUCGGGCCCUGUUCAAGGACCCAUGCAUAAGGUUGGCCAGAGAAGUGUGCAAAGUGUUGUCGGAACUGGCCGAAAGCAUCAGAAACCACCGUCAUUGCUCGCCGGAGAUUCUCUCCGACCACCUCCACGUGGCGCUCCAAGACCUGAACUCGGCAAUCAAGUCCCAGCCCAAGCUCUUCCUUGGCUCCAACCUCCACAACCACCGCCAUCACCACCAAAACGCCGCCGUUUCAGAUACCCACGGCAACAAGAACAGCUCCAAACACCAGAACGACACCAACGCCAAACAGAACAGCGCCGUUUCGCUGUCGAGCGUCAGAACGGACACGUCAGCGUUGUUGGAGUACCGGAGAUCGUUCAACAAGAGGGCAAACGCGAACGCCGAAAUCAUAACGGAGAAGAAGAUGCUUCGACCGCAGCUGAGCAAGAUCGCGGUCAUGACGAGCCUCGAGUUCUCGGAGGCGCUUCCGUUCGCUGCGUUCGCGUCGCUGCUCGUGGAAAUGGUGGCGAGGCUCGACAACGUGAUCGCCGAGGUGGAGGAGCUCGGACGCAUCGCCCGUUUCAAGGAGUACGAUCCGACGGCUGUGGUUAUCCGAUGCGAGAAGCCGCCGUCGAAUCAGUCCGACGUCAUGCCGCCGUGCAACCACGCGGUGGCCGGCGUCGAGUGAGGCACGCCGGAGAAGAGACGGUUCUAUUAAUUACAGAGGGAAAAAAUGUACGUAGUGGAUUUGUCUUAUUAUAGAUUGUAGAAUAUGAGGGAGGUCAAGCCGGGUCGGUAUGGUUGGUUUGGCUCGUGUCUCUGGUCAUAAUCAGAUGGUAAUAUUCGAGGGUUCGGCAAUAAAACAUUAUUUGUAUCCUUCAUGCUUCAA
Molecule: messenger RNA, 1982 nt
Organism: Tarenaya hassleriana
Lineage: Eukaryota; Viridiplantae; Streptophyta; Magnoliopsida; Brassicales; Cleomaceae
Product: aluminum-activated malate transporter 12-like
Exons: 6
Coding region: 138-1781 (547 amino acids)
Biological process (GO): malate transport
Cellular component (GO): plant-type vacuole membrane
Source: RefSeq, a predicted model, not a curated record